This is a messenger RNA of Vigna angularis (adzuki bean), 1020 nucleotides long. Its product is annotated as protein ANTI-SILENCING 1. The coding region runs from base 123 to 617 and encodes 164 amino acids. The record is from RefSeq and is a predicted model, not a curated record. The transcript is spliced from 3 exons. Lineage: Eukaryota; Viridiplantae; Streptophyta; Magnoliopsida; Fabales; Fabaceae. Gene Ontology annotation, molecular function: RNA binding; chromatin binding.
GAGUAUUUCUUACAAAAAUUGGGAAAAAAAAUUCCCAAAUUAGCGUGAGGGUUUUCUUUUCUAUUUUCAAACUACUGCCUCGUCCACUGCGCAGCCAUUUCCCUCUUUGUCCGUCACCAUCAAUGGCGGCGCCAAUGGGGAAAGACGAUUUGAAUUAUGAGUUUGCGUGGGGCAGGAAGAGAGGCAUGGGUGGAAAGAAGAAGGACGUACAGUUCUACGAGUCCUUCACCUUCGAUGGUGUGCAGUACGCUCUCAACGAUACCGUUUAUCUCCAAAACGAAAGCUGCGACGUGCCUCACAUAGGGAAGCUAAUCAAGGUCUGGGAGAAUCGCGACAAGUCGAGGAAAGUCAAGGUGCAGUGGUUCUUCCGCUCCCGCGAGAUUCAGAAGUUCUUGGAAGGGAUCCAAACCAAGGAGAACGAGUUGUUUUUGGCGUGCGGUGACGGCAAGGGCUUCGCCAAUGUUAAUCCUCUCGAAGCUAUAGUUGGAAAAUGCAAUGUCGUUUGCAUUUCUAAGAAUAUUGGAAAUUCGCAACCAAAGGCUGAUUUUGUGUUCUACCGUUUCUUUGAUGUUGGACAACGCAAAGUAGUGGACCAGACGGAUGACAAGAUUGCUUGAACUGAAGUAAUAAAUAUUUCCACCAAAUGAGAUAAACGACGCUUGUUGGAGCUGUGGAACUCGCUCGGUCUUGACAAGAUAGAAAUCAUUGAAGUUAAUAUCUCGGGUAAAUUGAUUAGUUUGCCUGUAAUUGAAAAGUUUGGUGACAAAUAUGUUGACGUACACCAUACAUAAUGUUACAAAAAAUGCUUACGAAGUGUAUAUGUCUGGGAGGGAUGCUAAAUCUACAUGACAAGCCUUCUAAUGAAGGGAAAAUAUGGUCAUUCAAAUAUUUUUUCAGGUUGGGAAAGCUUCUUCUUCAGGGUGAAUAAAGGAUUUUCAUAUUUGUGUUGCUGUUACUGCAGUAGUUAGAUUGUUAGUAAUACUGCUAUUGUAAUUAAUGUAAUUAAUUUAUUUAGUUUUA